This is a messenger RNA of Suillus clintonianus, 1014 nucleotides long. RefSeq lists its product as uncharacterized. The transcript has 7 exons. The coding region runs from base 1 to 1014 and encodes 337 amino acids. Lineage: Eukaryota; Fungi; Basidiomycota; Agaricomycetes; Boletales; Suillaceae. The record is from RefSeq and is a predicted model, not a curated record.
AUGGACAUUAGUGCUGUAUUCCAUGAUGGGAUCAGGGCCGAUCAUGACGAAGAACUUCUUGAUGAAGAUGAAACAGCUGAGGAAUCGGACCGCUUAUACCGCGUGGUCAUUUUCUGCGACUUUAUCAAGUGCAUUCCUAACAUCAAUGCAUCACUUGGCAGCUUCGAGGACGACCCGGCCAAGUUAGAAGACUUCAUUAAUGCAGUGAACACUUGCAAGCUGAAGGACCUCUGUCCAUCAUAUUUGCUUGACGACCCUUCAAAACCCGGGGCUGCAUUGGACCCUCCAAUUGUCAAAGGACAAUCCAAGUCACUCCGUGGGUGGCACCACAAAUCUACUGCACGAGCACUCUGUCCUAUGGUUGACAUCAAGAAAUUUGAUGAAGACCCCCAUAUUAUCAAUGGCGAGAAGAGACCACCAUCAUUCAAAAAACUUCCCUCAUGUUUAUAUGACAAAUCAAUUGCUGACCCGAAACUGAAGCACGUGGGGUUUCUGUGUGGCAAACCUCUCGAACGGACAUUCCGAGCUAUCUUCACAGGACCUCUCACAGCACUCGAUCCAACAUCACGCAAAGGCACCAAACACCCUAAAGGCAUCAUUCACAGUAUGACGGAACCUUCUGCCCCUGCUAUCGCCUAUGCUGCUAUCCAGUUGUUUGUUUCAUUAUCAUCCGCCGAACAGUGGACAUCAGAGGUCACUGGACUCGAUCUUUACGAGUUGUACAUGUCAAUCGUCGACUCACUGAAACGGACCGAUCAUCCUUGGGUGAAAGAGACCCUCGACUACUGGACAAAGUUUUGUCUGUCCCCACCACCUGAACAACAACAGUGUCCCUCGCCUCCGCCACCCGAACAACAACAGCGUCAGCCAACACCACCACAACACUCACCCCAAGGUUCCCACCAUGCUGAUGAGGAUGAGGACAAGAGGUUGACCCCUCCACCUUCAACUCCUCCACCAGUCACCAAACGCAAGGCUGCCAAGUGUGGCAAGGCCACUCGUCGAAAACACUGA